This is a messenger RNA of Helianthus annuus (common sunflower), 390 nucleotides long. RefSeq lists its product as uncharacterized. Lineage: Eukaryota; Viridiplantae; Streptophyta; Magnoliopsida; Asterales; Asteraceae. The transcript has a single exon. The coding region runs from base 1 to 390 and encodes 129 amino acids. The record is from RefSeq and is a predicted model, not a curated record.
AUGCGUCAACGUCGUUGGGUAGAAUUACUUGAUGACUACGACUACAAAAUUCGCUAUCACCCUGGCAAAGCGAAUGCCGAGGCCGACGCACUCAGUCCCAAAUCUCAUGUUAGCAGCAUUUGUUGUUCUCAAAUCACUAGCGAUCUUCAUACUCGCAUUCGUGAAGCUCAGUUUUCAUCUUUCAAUGAAGCAAACAUGUAUAACGAGAUGAAGUGUGGUGCUGAAAACGAACUCAUGACGAAAUCCGAUGGACUCCAAUACUACCUCAAUCGCGUUUGGGUAAAUCGUGGUGAACUUCGCGUAUUCAUAAUGAAGGAGGCACCCAAAUCACGAUACUCUAUUCAUCUUGGUGCUGAUAAGAUGUACCAUGACCUUCGUAUAUUCUAUUAG